Molecule: messenger RNA, 1212 nt
Organism: Capronia coronata CBS 617.96
Lineage: Eukaryota; Fungi; Ascomycota; Eurotiomycetes; Chaetothyriales; Herpotrichiellaceae
Exons: 1
Coding region: 1-1212 (403 amino acids)
Cellular component (GO): nucleus
Molecular function (GO): ubiquitin protein ligase activity
Source: RefSeq, a predicted model, not a curated record
AUGGCAUCGUUUUUCACAUCGCACGAACGCGCUGUGCUGAGGUCGAACUGGGGAAGUCAAUCGACCCGUCUGACGCGCGAAUCGUUUUUGCCCUUUGGGUAUUGUCGACUAUGUCUCGGUCCGGCCCAGAAUCCAGUGGCAUGUACAGACGGCAAUGGGGAUGGUAAAGGAAAGGGCAAAGUCGCGAAAGUGCACCUCUUCUGCCGGGAAUGCGCGUUGAACGACCUGAUGGCGCAGAGAAAGGAAAUCAAGCGGCUAGAACGUGACGCCGAGCUACAUGAACGCGAGGAACGUGAAGCAGCGGCCCAGGAGGAAGAGGAGCGACGACGACGGGAUCUUGAAGGAUUCGAACGGUCUGAAAUGGGAUUUGACGACAGUUACGACCCUUCCACUUCUGCAUCUACGUCCGGGAGACCAGGGGCCAAGAGGAAGCGGGAGGCAGAGGAGAUGCAUGGUCAUGCUGCCAGCGACACCAACAGCAAUGGUCACGACCAGAAGAAACCAAAAUCUUCGGAGUCGAGUUUUUGGGUUCCGGGGUCAGAUUCACUCGCCGCAGCCACCAAGGGUUCCAAAUCGUCACAGAAGCUCAAAUUCCAUCCUAUCUGUCCGGCAUCGACUCCGGAAACAAAACACAAUUACUCCCUCAAGUCGCUGGUCACUGUGAAUUUUACAGAGAGCGAUGCUGAGGCUGGGUCGAGAACCAACAGAGACGGCAAUCUAAAUGAGCCGGUACGGAUUUGUCCAAGCUGCAAGAAAGCGCUGACCAACACAUCUCGGCCGAUGUUGGGCACUGCUGAAGGUUGUGGUCAUGUCAUCUGUGGAGCGUGUGCCGAUUUAUUCCUCAGUGGCUCUGAAGGUCAAGGUGCAACAGCGACAACAGCAGGAGGUAAUAACCCAAGGACAAAGGCUGCUACCGUCGAGAUAACUCCGAAUGGCACUACGGAGAACAUGAACGAUGGGAGCCAGAGUCGAGUGCGGCCACAGAUCAAUUGCUUCGUUUGCGAGGCAGACUUGAGCGGCAGCACUGCCGCGACGAGUGAGGAGAAACAGGAGGACCAAGGAUCGAAAAAGGACAAGGACAAGAAAGACAAGCAUAGAAGUAAGGACAAGAACUCGGGAGGCAGAUUGGUGGAAAUCAGCUGCGAAGGAACCGGGUUUGCCGGCGUAGGCGCGAAUGUCACAAAGCGAGAUGGCGUGGCUUUUCAAUGCUAG